Messenger RNA from Leptinotarsa decemlineata (Colorado potato beetle), 1300 nucleotides. RefSeq names its product Rab geranylgeranyltransferase subunit alpha (gene RabGGTa). Gene Ontology annotation, cellular component: cytoplasm; Rab-protein geranylgeranyltransferase complex. Gene Ontology annotation, biological process: protein geranylgeranylation. Lineage: Eukaryota; Metazoa; Arthropoda; Insecta; Coleoptera; Chrysomelidae. Gene Ontology annotation, molecular function: Rab geranylgeranyltransferase activity. The record is from RefSeq and is a predicted model, not a curated record.
UCUUUUGUCAGCAUAAACAUGAUGUCACAUGUCAAUGAUUUUUAGGUUAGAGUAUAACAAAAUUUUAUUUUCAUUAUUUACAUAUAGAAAUAUAAAAAAAAUAAUAUGCACGGUCGCAUUAAAGUUCGUACUUCAGAGGAGCAGAAAACUCUGAAACAAAAAGAGCAGCAGAAAAAACUAGCAGCAUAUCAAAUGGGGAUGUCACAAAUUUUAGAAACUCGAGAAAAGAAUUCUUAUGUACCUAGCAGCUUUUCCCUUUGUACUCAAUUAUUGGCUAGUAACCCUGACAUUUAUACCCUGUGGAACUAUAGAAAAGAAGUAAUUCUAAUGGAAAUUGAGAAAAGUGACAAAGAUGAGGUCGAUGGAGAAGAAAAGUUGAUAAAAUUUUUAGAGAAUGAAAUCAGUCUUACCGAACAGUGCCUUAUAUCUAAUCCAAAGUCAUAUGGUGCUUGGCACCACCGAUAUUGGGUACUGAUUCACCAUCCGAAACCGAAUUGGGAAAAUGAGUUCAAUCUUUGUUCAAAAUACCUUUCAAUGGAUGAUAGAAACUUUCACUGUUGGGACUACAGACGACUUCUUGUAAACAAAAUAGGCAUCACUUUGACAGAUGAGCUGCAGUUUUCUACUGAUUGCCUGAAUGCUAACUUCUCUAAUUAUUCGUCUUGGCAUUAUCGCAGCAUUUUGAGGAAACUAGAUGAGGAAAGUGUAGGUUUUGAACUAAAUCUUGUUCAAAAUGCUGUCUUUACUGACCCAGCAGAUAGUAGUGCUUGGUUUUACCUAAGGUGGAUUUUAAGUCAUCCCACAAUUAAAAAACAAAGUCGUGAAGAACUUUUGGAUUCUUUGGAGCAGUUGGAGGAAUUAGAACCGGAUUGUAAAUGGGUUAUAAUGGCCAAGUGUUGGCUAACUGGUAGCCUAGUUCUCAAUGAUCCUGAUUACGUCGAUAGAAGAGUCCAAUUUUACAAAAGGUUGGCUAAACUGGAUCCUAUGAGAAAGGGUCAGUACGAGGACUAUCUGAAAAGUGCCAACGAGAAAAACAAGACGAUAGUAGACCAAAAGUGUUAGCAUCUAUGAAAAUGAUUUCUCUCAUAUUUUUUAUAUCCUCCAAGUGGCUAAAGCAAAUGUGAUUUUUAAUUUCCGUAGUUUUAUGGAUUUUAUUGAUUUGUAUGUACAGGGUAUCUCGCACAUUGCUAACUUUUAUCUACAUAUAUGUGAUUAUGAAUGUUGAUUCGGGAUUAAACCUCAAUCUUAUUAGAGUUCUUGUGUUUUUGGAACCGAAUUCAUUAUACUUUCAUUAAUGUGA